Molecule: messenger RNA, 2898 nt
Organism: Arabis nemorensis
Lineage: Eukaryota; Viridiplantae; Streptophyta; Magnoliopsida; Brassicales; Brassicaceae
Source: the annotation of a GenBank genome assembly
AUGAAUCUAGGAUCGCUUUCGUUGAGUACGAGCAAGUCGAGUAAGCCAAUGGUUAGCCUUAGCUUCUCGAUACCGUAUUUUACUCACUGGGGACAGAGCUUGUUGGUUUGUGGUUCGGCUCCUGGACUUGGUUCUGGGAAUGUGAAAAAAGGUUUGCUGCUAAAGCCGUCUCACAAGGAUGAUCAGCUUAUCUGGAGUGGAUGUGUCUCUGUUCCACCUGGGUUUACCUGUGACUACUGUUACUAUGUGGUGGAUGACUUGAAGAAUGUGCUGAGGUCGGAGUUUGGGAUGAAGCGGAAACUCGUGGUUCCUGAGACGUUGAUUGGUGGAGAGUCUGUACAGCUUCGUGAUCUCUGGCAGAGUGGGGAUCAAGCUCUCCCAUUUAGAAGCGCAUUUAAAGAUGUCAUCUUCCGCAACAGUGGUGAUCUGAAAGUAGAAAGACCUCUAGGGGUCUUUGAGAAUAAGUCGGAUCGAGAUGAUUCAGUUGUUGUCCAAUUCAGAAUCUGUUGUCCAGACAUUGGGGAGGGAACAUCGGUGUAUGUUCUAGGCACCCCAGCGAAGUUGGGGACAUGGAAAGUUGCAAAUGGACUUAGACUCAACUAUGUUGGUGAAUCCAUAUGGGAAUCAGAUUGCUUGAUCCCUAAAGCAGACUUUCCUAUCAAAUAUCCUUUCUUUCCUUCCUUCCAGACUUAUUUAUACUGUAAAGUUCAGAAGGAAGGUAACAUAGGUUUGGAAUCUGGUGGUAAUCGGGAGCUUUCUCUUCACACCAGCGGUCGUAAACAGGAAUACAUUGUCAUGUCGGAUGGCUUGUUUCGAGCAAUGCCAUGGAGGGGUGCUGGUGUUGCAGUUCCCAUGUUCUCUGUUAGAUCAGAAGAUGAUCUUGGCGUGGGAGAGUUUCUCGAUCUGAAGUUGCUUGUUGACUGGUCCGUUGAUUCCGGGUUGCAUCUAGUACAACUUUUACCAGUAAAUGACACAUCCGUGCAUAAGAUGUGGUGGGACUCGUAUCCAUACAGCUCGUUAUCUGUGUUUGCAUUGCAUCCAUUAUAUCUUAGAGUACAGGCUCUCUCUGAACGUCUGCCAGAAGGUAUCAAGGAAGAAAUUCAGAAGGCAAAGAAGCAACUGGACAAGAAGGAUGUUGAUUAUGAGGCUACCAUGGAAACUAAGCUUUCAAUUGCCAAGAAGAUCUUUGACCUAGAGAAAGACCAGACGUUGAACUCGAGCUCUUUCCAGAAAUUCUUCUCUGAGAACGAGGGCUGGUUAAAACCAUAUGCAGCUUUCUGCUUUCUGCGUGACUUUUUUGAGACUUCAGAUCAUAGUCAGUGGGGGACCUUUUCUGACUACACAGAAGACAAGCUUGAAAAAUUGACAUCCAAGGACAGCUUGCACUAUAACACUAUAUGCUUCCACUAUUACAUCCAAUACCAUUUACAUGUACAAUUGUCAGAAGCAGCAGAAUAUGCAAGGAAGAGAGGAGUUGUGCUGAAAGGAGACCUACCUAUUGGCGUUGACAGAAACAGUGUCGAUACCUGGGUUAACAAGAAUCUAUUUCGUAUGAAUACGUCAACUGGAGCACCUCCAGACUAUUUUGACAAAAAUGGUCAGAACUGGGGAUUUCCUACUUAUAACUGGGAGGAAAUGUCAAAAGACAACUAUGCUUGGUGGCGUGCUCGCUUAACACAGAUGGGGAAAUAUUUCACAGCGUACAGGAUUGAUCAUAUAUUAGGAUUCUUUAGAAUCUGGGAGCUUCCAGCUCAUGCUAUGACCGGUUUAGUGGGGAAGUUCCGGCCAUCUAUUCCAUUAAGUCAGGAAGAGUUGGAAAAGGAGGGAAUAUGGGAUUUUGACCGGUUAAGCAAGCCCUAUGUCCAGAGGAAGUUUCUUGAGGAGAAAUUUGGAGAUUUUUGGCCUUUUAUUGCGUCAAACUUCCUUAAUGAAACUCAUAAGGACUUCUACGAGUUCAAGGAGGACUGCAACACAGAGAAAAAGAUUGCAGCAAAGCUGAAGUCAUUAGCUGAGAAGUCUUUGUUGAUAGAAAGUGAGGACAAAGUUCGCCGGGAUGUCUUUGACAUUUUACGGAAUGUUGUUCUGAUCAAAGAUCCAGAGGAUGCAAGAAAAUUUUACCCUCGCUUUAAUAUUGAGGAUACUUCAAGUUUCCAGGAUUUGGAUGAUCACAGCAAAAAUGUUCUGAAGAGACUAUACUAUGACUACUAUUUCCAACGCCAAGAGGAUCUAUGGAGGAAAAAUGCUUUGAAAACCUUGCCUGCUCUGUUAAAUUCGUCUAAUAUGCUGGCAUGUGGGGAGGAUCUCGGCCUCAUUCCAUCUUGUGUACAUCCUGUUAUGCAAGAACUGGGGUUGGUUGGCCUUCGCAUUCAGCGUAUGCCCAGUGAGUCCGAUGUGAAAUUCGGGAUUCCCUCUAAUUAUGACUAUAUGACGGUAUGUGCUCCUUCAUGCCACGACUGCUCUACACUGCGUGCUUGGUGGGAGGAAAACGAAGAGAGAAGACAACAUUACUUCAAGGAAGUGAUUGGUGUAGAUGAAAUCCCUCCAAGUCAGUGUGUUCCAGAGAUAACCCAUUUCAUUCUGAGGCAACACGUUGAAGCUCCAUCAAUGUGGGCUAUUUUCCCUCUUCAGGAUAUGUUGGCUCUGAAAGAAGAGUACACUACUCGUCCUGCAACAGAAGAGACGAUCAAUGACCCAACAAACCCUAAACAUUACUGGCGAUACCGCGUACACGUGACGCUGGACUCGCUUAUGAAAGACACAGACCUGAAAUCGACUAUCAAGAACCUUGUUUCGAACAGCGGAAGAUCUGUUCCUGCUUCUGCUGCUGGUAAAGACACUAACAACAAUAAGAACCAAGGAGAAGUUAUAGCCAAUGGUUCAACAAAGCCAAACCCAUGA